AUGUAUGGAGAACCUGAUAAUCAUUGGGUUUCGACAUUGAGGAGUACUACUGGAAAACGUUUGUGGAGAUCGAUUGAAUGCAAUCUCCGUUAUUCUUUACGUAGUGGAUUACGCAUAAAUGGUGAUACAUGCAUAAAUGGUGUUUUGUAUUACGGAGCUUACGUUGGAAGAUCUUGUAUGAUAGUUUGCUUUGACUUUAGCUCUGAGAAGUUCAUGAGUAUCAAGUUGCAUGAAGGAAUUCCACAUGGGAUUUUGAUCAACUACAAAGGUAACUUAGGGGUAUUAGUAAAAGAUGGUCAUCAAAUUGUGUUGUGGGUUUUAGACGAAGAUGCUGGAAACCAUAUAUGGUGCAAAACAAUAAGCGCACCGUUAAGGAAUUAUCUUUACUUUGUUGGAUGGACGACCGGUGCAGGUGAAAUUGUGUUAUCGCCGCACCGUGGUACAAACCCUUUCUACAUUGUCUACUACCAGGGCCGGCCCUGA
Messenger RNA from Microthlaspi erraticum, 483 nucleotides. Lineage: Eukaryota; Viridiplantae; Streptophyta; Magnoliopsida; Brassicales; Brassicaceae. The record is from the annotation of a GenBank genome assembly.